AUGACCACAUACGAAAAGAUCGUUAAGGGCGCCACGAAAGUCAAGGUGGCGGCGCCCAAGCCAAAGUACAUCGAGCCUAUUCUCAUGGCCACGUCCAUGAAUCAUCUGGUGUCGCUGGAGAACUUCAACACCAUCAUGAGAACAUUGAGAACAAGGCUUCAGGACAGCUCGUGGCUGGUGGUAUACAAGGCGCUUAUUGUGAUCCAUAUAAUGAUCAGAGAAGGCGAUGGAGACGUGACGUUGGAUUACCUUUCGACACAAGCUCCAGGGAUGCUAAACUUGAGCCACUCUAAUAUCGCCAGGAUCCAGGGAAACAGCGACGUCAGGUUUAUCAUGCGCUACUCACGGUAUUUGCACACGCGAGUGAAGCUGUUUGGUGAGACUCACGUCGAUUACGUGAGGGACGAGAGAGUCAAAAACCUGACAGACCAGCAAGGUGGGCGGUUGAGAACGUUGCCGGUGGAAAAGGGCUUGAUACGGGAGCUGGAAGGCUUGCAGAAGCAGAUCGAUGCGCUUUUGAAGAACAGCUUCAUGGAAAACGAAAUAAAGAACGACAUUGUCUUGACGGCUUUCCGACUGUUGGUGAACGACCUUUUGGCGUUGUUCCAGGAACUCAACGAGGGAGUCAUCAACCUUUUGGAGCACUACUUCGAGAUGUCCCGCUUUGACGCAGAGAGAGCUUUAAAGGUGUACGUGAAGUUUGUGGAUCAGACUAAGUACGUUAUUGACUACUUGCGGGUUGCCAAGCACCUUGAAUACGCCACGGAGUUGCAUGUCCCUACAAUAAAGCAUGCGCCCACAGCAUUGACCUCGUCUUUGGAGGAGUAUCUCAACGAUCCUAAUUUCGAGGAGAACAGGCGCCGUUACAUCUUGGAAAAGAACCAGAAGGAUAAGCCUAAGGGCUCCGGCGAGGGAACUAAUAGAGAUCUCCAAAGCCAGGUGCGAGGCCAGGCUUCACAGGCUCUGCAGCAGCAACAGCAGCAGCAGCAGCAAGAACCCGCUCAGAACCAAGUUUUCGCUCCUGGGGCUCCGGUGCCAAAUAACGGCCAAUUUCAGCCACUUCAACACGACGUUGGCUUGCAGAGGUCGGGCACUCUUUUGGUGCAGCAAUCAACUUUUAAUCCAUGGGCUCAAAGUGUGGCCAGCCCCUCGCAGUACACCUUCAUUCCUCAACAAACCACGCAAAUCAAUCCAACUUUUACUGGAGUCGGUUUUGGUGGUUACGGUGCCCAACCACAAGCCACCGGCUCUAAUCCCUUCAUGCAAAACAACACAGCCAACUACAAUGGUCUGUUCCACCAAGCACAACCGGCGCAAAACCAGUUGCAACAGCAACAAACACAGACUUUCCCGCAGCAUAACUUACCACAAGUUCAACAGACUCAGCAGUUCCAGCCUCAGCAAUUCCAAGCUGCACCAACGGGACAGCAAAACCACGUCCAACAGGCUGUACAAGCUAAUAACAGGAACCCGUUCUCAGAGUUGGUCAGUAACCCUACUGGUCAGCCUGUGGCGGUCAAUUCUACCAACCCAUUUGGCAAUACAAGGUUCGCCAAUCCGCAGACUACACCAUACUCGUUUUCGCAGGAUAGAGACAAACGAGUCUCGGUGACGGCCACGGGAAGCAACCCUUUCAAGGUAUCACAAACCACAACAAAUGUAUUCGAUCAGGCAGAGAAGAACAAUCGGACGCAAGCGUUACAAAAACAACCGACCGCUGGCGGGUUGGAGAACUUGCCCACGAUCCCAGCAUUUCCUGAAACACAGCGUGAGCAAGUGAAAAACGCCUAUGUUCAGAAUGCCCAGGCGAACUUGAUACUGCAAGCUACUGGUCAACAAGGAUUCUCGGGACAAACUCAGCAAUACGGCCAACCACAUCUACAGCAUCAGCCGCAGAGUGUUCAGAAUACAUUUUUUCAGCAGCAAUUUCAACAGCAACAGCAGCAGCAGCAACAACAACAACAACAACAACAACAACAACAACAACAACAACAAUUACAACAAUUACAACAACAAUUACAACAAUUACAACAACAGCAGCAGCAGCAACAACAAUUACAACAACAACAACAACAACAGCAGCAGCAGCAGCAGCAGCAGCAGGCAUUUUACAGCGAACCCAGCUUAAUUUGA
This is a messenger RNA of Candidozyma auris, 2133 nucleotides long. RefSeq lists its product as uncharacterized. Gene Ontology annotation, cellular component: clathrin-coated vesicle; clathrin-coated pit. Gene Ontology annotation, molecular function: 1-phosphatidylinositol binding; SNARE binding; clathrin heavy chain binding. Gene Ontology annotation, biological process: clathrin coat assembly; vesicle budding from membrane; clathrin-dependent endocytosis. The coding region runs from base 1 to 2133 and encodes 710 amino acids. NCBI's taxonomy places the organism in Eukaryota, Fungi, Ascomycota, Pichiomycetes, Serinales, Metschnikowiaceae. The transcript has a single exon. The record is from RefSeq and is a predicted model, not a curated record.